Messenger RNA from Ananas comosus (pineapple), 1471 nucleotides. RefSeq names its product autophagy protein 5. The transcript has 8 exons. Gene Ontology annotation, cellular component: cytoplasm; Atg12-Atg5-Atg16 complex; phagophore assembly site membrane. Lineage: Eukaryota; Viridiplantae; Streptophyta; Magnoliopsida; Poales; Bromeliaceae. The record is from RefSeq and is a predicted model, not a curated record. Bases 99 to 1223 code for a protein of 374 amino acids. Gene Ontology annotation, biological process: nucleophagy; autophagy of mitochondrion; cellular response to nitrogen starvation.
AGGAGAAGAGGAGGAAGAAGAAGAAGAAGAAGAGAGAGAGAGAGAGAAACCCUCGGUGAGAGAGAUAGAGGAGGGGAGGGAGAGGAGAGGAAGAGGAGAUGGAGAUGUGCUCGGACGAGGCUGUGAAGUACGUGUGGGAGGGGGCGAUCCCUCUCCAGAUCCAUCUCCAUGAAUCCGAGGUCACCACGCUACCUCCUCCUUCCCCGAUCUUGAUUUUAGGUCCACGGCUUGGGUAUCUGCCUCUAUUAGUACCGAUCAUAAAGGCUCAUUUCAGUAGCACACUUCCUCCGGGCACCGAUACUGUUUGGUUUGACUAUAAAGGACUGCCACUGAAGUGGUCUAUACCUACUGGAGUUCUUUUUGAUCUUUUAUGUGCAGAACCAGAAAGACCCUGGAACCUAACAGUUCAUUUUAGAGGAGGACAUCCUGGAGAUAUUUUGUCACCCUGUGAAGGUGAAGACAGUGUGAAAUGGAGUUAUAUUAAUUCAUUGAAAGAGGCUGCCUACAUUAUAAAUGGUAACUGUAAGAACGUCAUGAAUAUGUCCCAAGCUGAUCAAUAUGACCUAUGGCAAUCAGUGUUAAAAGGUAACUUGGAUGGGUAUAUUAAAAUCUCAUCGAGGCUUAAGCUUGGACCAUUCAGAGAUGAUUCCUUGGUGAGACCAGCUUCAUCCCCAGCACAACAUCAACAACAAGCUACUGCUGAACAUGAACCUACUGGAUCAGGCAAACCAUGCAGGAUUCCUGUGCGGUUAUAUGUGCGAAAUAUUGGUGAUGAUCUCGAUGACUUGGAAGAUGCACCUAUAAUUGAUAGUUGGGAAAGAAUAUCUUACAUAAACCGGCCAUUUGAGAUUCACAAGGAAGAAGGUGGGUAUCUGACUUUGGAGCAAGCCGUGAAGUCUCUACUACCGGAGAUCUUCGAUUUCAAACCCCCGUUUGAAGACACUCGUGAAUUGAAAAGCAAGGAGAGUCCUGAUUCAAGUUUGACGGACGCGGAGAUCGUCGACACUUCGAAGAGCGUUGAAGAAGAGCAAGCGUCAUCGGUCGCAGAAUCCGAGGUGCAUCCUCCCAAUAGGUUGAAAAUAAAGCUGAUUCGAGUGCAGGGAAUCGAAUUGGAAUCAGAUAUUCCCUUCUAUUGGGUGGCUAACAACUUAAAGAGCACCGAAUUCUUCCUCCACAUGUGCGUAUUUCUCACAGGUCCAACGAAACAUGCGAAAAUGAGAUGAGAUUCGCAAGUCAUCAUCACCUUCAUUUCCUCUUCUUUUAGUAAAUCAAUUACUUUUCUUGUAUAGGUUUCAUAUUUCAUAAUUUCCGGUUUCGUAAUUCGGUUAUCAUUGUAAAGUGUAACAUAGCCUUGUGGGAGAUGCUGAAUGUUUUAACUUGGUGCAGUUGUUUUGUCUUGCAUAACCGAUAUACAGUAAACCAGAAAAUGGCUAAUUCUGCCUAUGCAGGAGCACCGAAAAAGUUGAUUCAA